AUGAAGAAACACCUGAGUCCUACCAAACAGCAGCAGCAGCCGCCGCCGCCGCCGGCUGAUGUCCCGGCUCCAGGCGGCGAGGUGACCGUCCAACAACUCAACGAGCUGCUGUCCAACGGCAGCGGCUUCUACAGCUUACCCACGCAGCACUUCAACGAGGUCUUCCCCAGGAUUUACAUCGGCAACGCGUUCGUAGCCCAGAAUGCAAUGCGUCUGCAGAAGCUUGGCGUGACGCACGUCCUCAAUGUGGCGGAGGGCACCUCCUUCAUGCAUGUCAAUACCAGUGUGGACUUCUACACCGGCACGGGCAUCAUGUACCACGGCAUCCAGGCCAAUGACACAGAGCAAUUCAACCUCAGUGCCUUCUUCGAGGAGGGGGCCGAUUUUAUCGACAAGGCCCUAGCACACAAUAAUGGCAAAGGGAAGGUGUACGUACACUGCAGAGAAGGCUACAGCCGCUCCCCCACCAUGGUCGUUGCUUACCUCAUGCUGCGCCAUAAAAUGGAUGCCCGGCUGGCGGUGGCCACCGUCAGGCAGAAGAGAGAAAUCGGUCCUAAUGACGGUUUCCUUCGCCAACUGUGCCAACUUAACGAGAAGCUGGCGAAGGAAGGCAAGCUGAACGGGGAGGCGGGCAAACUAAAGACCAAAUGA
Molecule: messenger RNA, 651 nt
Organism: Chelmon rostratus (copperband butterflyfish)
Lineage: Eukaryota; Metazoa; Chordata; Actinopteri; Chaetodontiformes; Chaetodontidae
Gene: dusp3a
Product: dual specificity phosphatase 3a
Exons: 3
Coding region: 1-651 (216 amino acids)
Biological process (GO): protein dephosphorylation; negative regulation of MAPK cascade
Cellular component (GO): cytoplasm
Molecular function (GO): protein tyrosine/serine/threonine phosphatase activity; MAP kinase phosphatase activity
Source: RefSeq, a predicted model, not a curated record